AGUGGUGCACAGAGCAGAUCCUGUAGUCUCAUCAGUGACUUUGGUCCUCAUGCAGGACUUCAGGACUAAAGGACCAUUCCUGACUGAACUGGAAAACCAGUCUGAUGCUUUGUAGGAGUCCCUGAAGAUCUGAUCCAGCAGAGACAAGAUGAGAGGAUUUAGGACUUGUUGCAUCUUUCUGCUGCUCCUGGUUUCUUCUUCUUGUUGCAACAAGAUGAAUGUGCCUCGCCUCAGACUCUCCUACAAAGACUUGCUGUCCACCAACAGGUCGUCCAUCUUCAACGGCCAUCACGGACAACUCUCGCUGUCCGCCGUCUAUCUGGACGAGUACCGUGACCGUCUCUUCCUGGGGGGCAAAGACGUCAUGUACUCUCUCCUGCUAGGACCUGCACGCAGCGAGUCUAAAGAGAUCUAUUGGCCCCCGUUGCCUGGCAACAGAGAGGACUGCAUUCAAAGGGGGAAAGAACCACAGACGGAAUGCGCCAACUUUGUGCGUCUCCUGCAACCGUACAACCGCACUCACCUCCUGGCCUGCGGCACUGGAGCCUUCCACCCCAUGUGUAGCUUCAUCUACGUGGGACACAGAGGAGAGCAUGUCUUCACCAUGGACCCAAAGAAUGUGGAGAACGGACGGGGGAAGAUCCCUCACGACCCCAGCCUCCCGUUUGCCAGCACCUUCAGCGGUGGGGAGUUAUUUACGGGACUGACGGCGGACUUCUUGGGACGAGAUUCUGUGAUCUUCAGAAGCUUGGGCGGUCGCUCCACCAUGAGGACGGAGACAGACCAUAAAAUCCUCCACGAUCCCAAGUUCGUGGCGUCUCACCUCAUCCCGGACAACGACGACAGAGACGAUGACAAAGUCUACUUUUUCUUUACGGAGAAGGCCACGGAGGCGGGCGACAGGGAGGAGGCCAUUCAUACACGUGUCGGACGAGUGUGUGCGAAUGACGUGGGAGGACAGAGAGUUCUGGUCAACAAGUGGAGCACCUUCAUCAAAGCCAGACUGGUUUGUUCUGUGCCAGGACCGCACGGCAUCGACACACACUUCAACCAACUUGAGGAUGUUUUCUUGCUCAGGACCAAGGACGAGAGAAACCCGGAUAUUUAUGCCAUCUUUAGCACUAUCAGUAAUGUGUUCCAGGGUUUUGCCGUGUGCGUUUAUCGCAUGGCCGACAUCAGAGAGGCCUUUAACGGGCCGUUUGCCCAUAAAGAGGGCCCGGACUACCAGUGGGGGGCCUAUGAGGGCCGUGUCCCUUACCCAAGACCAGGAGUGUGUCCGAGUAAAAUCACCAACCAGCCCGGCAGAGAGUUCGCCAGCACCAAAGACUUCCCCGACUCCGUGCUCCAGUUUGCCCGCGGCCACCCGCUCAUGUGGCGCCCAGUGCAGCCCGCCCUGCGCCAGCCAGUCCUGGUCAAGGCCAACAUUCCUUACAGGCUCAAGCAGAUCGUGGUGGACCGCGUGGAGGCCGAGGACGGCCAGUAUGACGUCAUGUUCAUCAGCACGGACGUCGGUAGCGUGUUGAAAAUCAUCGCACUGCAUGCUGGGAACAGCCUGGAAACAGAAGAGGUGACCCUGGAGGAGCUCCAAGUCUUCAAAGUGCCCACGCCGAUCACAUCGCUGGACAUAUCCGUGAAAAGACAAGCCCUGUACUUGGGCUCCGGGGCGGGCGUGGCCCAGGUGAAGCUGCAUCGCUGCCAGACCUACGGGAAGGCGUGUGCCGAGUGCUGCCUGGCCAGAGACCCUUACUGCGCCUGGGACGGCGCCUCCUGCGCUCCAUACGUGCCGGGCAGCAAGCGCCGCUACCGCCGACAGGACAUCAGGCACGGGAACCCGGCGCUGCAAUGUCUGGACCAGAACUUUGGUGUCCAGUCCCACAAACAUCUCCUGCCUGACACCAUGACCAUGUUGUGUCCCUCACCAGAGGACGUGGAGGAGACGGAGGAUGGUGUGGUCUACGGGGCGGAGAACAACAGCACCUUCCUGGAAUGUGUUCCUCGCUCCCCGCAAGCGUCUGUGGUCUGGUUGGUGCAAGGUGACGAGCGCCAGGAGGAGGUCAAGCUGGACGAUCGGGUCAUCUCCACAGACCAGGGCCUCCUCUUCCGUCGUCUCCUGAACCAGGACGCUGGCGUCUACAUUUGCAGAUCCAGAGAGUUUGGUUUCACCCAGACUCUAAGCCGGAUCACCCUGGAAGUUCUCCAAGGGGACACCCUUGACGAGCUGGUGGGGCAACGAGACAACGCCGGCCUCUCAGACUUCCUCAAGGACAGACCGGGCGCGGGAUACAGGAGCUGGAUGCCUUGCCACUCCUUUGGCAGGCCGGGCCUCGUCGGCCAGUCCCGGUUGUGGUUCAAGGAUGUCAUGCAGAUGAUCGGACCGUCCAACCUGCCCCACGUGGAGGAGUACUGCGAGAGGAUGUGGUGCAACGAAAAGCUGAGGAGGAAGCACAAGGGCAUGGUGGAGAAGUACCGGCAGGCCCAGGAGAGCGCCAGAAAGGCUCGCAGCAAGAGUUCCGGGGAGAGAAACCGGACGCCGAGGGACCUUCGAGCAAGGGAGCAGUGAUGUAGACUACGAAAGUAUGACAACUGAGAUGGAACUGGAUAUUCACAUGAACAGACUCUGGUAAAAUGAGGCGUGGUCUUUACGUAGUCUGGACAAAGACUUCUACUGUCCUGGACAUGAAGAUAAGGAGAGGACACACUUCAAAACCACUUGAAGAAACCUGAAGACUUUAGAAUCCACCACACAUCCAAGAAUCCCUGUUUUCUACCACGGUUGAACUGAUUCGAUUUUUUUGGUUAGGAUUUCAGAAUCCUAACCAAGUCCUAGUUUCACUUUGGAAACAACGAAUCUUGGAACCUGGACUUCACUGAGCUACAAAAUGUCUUAGUCAGUUCGCAAAAACGAGAAACGACGCGUUGACGGUUCAGCGGAUGAAAGACUCGUGCGUUGAUUUCACUGCUGAGGCGGGAUGGGUACCGACUUCGGUACUGUUAUAGACCGCAGUCUCUCGGUACUACCGGGUGUCGAUUCAGGCAAAAUCAAAGGGCGCCAUAUUUCGCUCCCUUUUGUUGCACGUGACGUCACGUCCGGUUGCAGACUAAACACCGGUUCACGUAAACGAUCAGUCAAGUAACGUUGCAUAGCUGGUGUGUAAUAAGCACAAUACUUACAGUACAAACAUGUUGUAUGGCGCAACAUAACAAAUUCAGCUUCAUGGAUAUAGCCUAUACAGUACUAGCGGUGCCUAAACCGGAAGUACGUCAUAAUGAUUUAUGAUCUCUACGUCACAUCCGGGCACCAUUUUAUUUUUUGUUUUUUAAGGGAUUCACCAUUUUAUUUUGCAGUUAUUUUUACCGGAAAUACAUCAUAAUGAUUUAUGAUCUUUACGCCACAUCCGGUCGCCAUUUUGUUUUGCAGUUUUUGAGUAGUACUGAAUAGGCUAUAU
Messenger RNA from Nerophis lumbriciformis (worm pipefish), 3446 nucleotides. RefSeq names its product sema domain, immunoglobulin domain (Ig), short basic domain, secreted, (semaphorin) 3bl (gene sema3g). The record is from RefSeq and is a predicted model, not a curated record. Gene Ontology annotation, molecular function: semaphorin receptor binding; chemorepellent activity. Gene Ontology annotation, biological process: axon guidance; negative chemotaxis; semaphorin-plexin signaling pathway. Gene Ontology annotation, cellular component: plasma membrane. Lineage: Eukaryota; Metazoa; Chordata; Actinopteri; Syngnathiformes; Syngnathidae.